This is a messenger RNA of Saccostrea echinata, 2775 nucleotides long. Its product is annotated as chorion peroxidase-like. The transcript is spliced from 12 exons. The record is from RefSeq and is a predicted model, not a curated record. The coding region runs from base 1 to 2775 and encodes 924 amino acids. Gene Ontology annotation, biological process: response to oxidative stress. Gene Ontology annotation, molecular function: heme binding; peroxidase activity. Lineage: Eukaryota; Metazoa; Mollusca; Bivalvia; Ostreida; Ostreidae.
AUGUCUCAAAAAGGUGUUGCUGUUCUGACAUUUUUAGCAUCAGUCGCACUGACCAUCACAACAUGCCGUGGCAAUCUCUUUGGAAACGGAUUUUGGGCUGAAUCUAAUGAUUGGUCAGCCGUUAAUGCCUUUGGUGAUGACACUGCCAGUGAUUUUGGUGAUGGCAUAGCCGGUGGUUUUGGAGGUCAUUCUGCCGAUGGUUUUGGUGGUCACACUGCCGAUGGUUUCGGUGAUGGCACCGCAGAUGGUCGUGGUGAAGGCACCGGCGAUGGUCGUGGGGAUGGCACCGGCGAUGGUCGUGGGGAUGGCACUGGCGAUGGUCAUGGUGAUGGCACCGGCGAUGGUCAAGGUGAAGGCAAGGGCGAUGGGCAUGGUGAAGGCACCGGCGAUGGUCGUGGGGAUGGCACCGGCGAUGGUCGUGGGGAUGGCACUGGCGAUGGUCAUGGUGAUGGCACCGGCGAUGGUCAAGGUGAAGGCAAGGGCGAUGGGCAUGGUGAAGGCACCGGCGAUGGUCGUGGGGAUGGCACCAGUGAUGGUCGUGGUGAAGGCACUGGUGAUGGUCGUGGUGAAGGCAGUGCCGAUGGUCGUGGUGAUGGUACAGUCGGUGGCUUUGGAGGUGACUCUUCCGAUUACUUUAAAGGUAUAUUUGGUGAUAAAAAUGCUGGUGACUUUGGAGACGGUUGGCAAGCCAUAACAAGUGAUGACUUAUCCCUUGGGGGAAAACAGGACAUAAAACAUGGACCUGACAUAGUCGCAGAGGAAAAAGUUGACCAGAACCCUUUCCACAUUAGUGCCUUAUUUCAAUUAAAAUUAUCAAAAGGGUUAAAUUUCUGUGGGUUCAGAAAAGGACAGAAGCGAGUGUUACCAAAUCCAGAUCAACGUCGUCUGUUGACAAAGUCAGCUAAAGGAAACUUCAAUUAUAACGAUUUUAUUUUCAACACUCCAUCAAGAGGGAAAAGAUCCGACUCAAAAAUGACAAGAAUAAAAAGCAAACGCAGCGGAAGACCUCACGAUCCACAUGCUGAAUGCGAGUUCCUGGAUACAAUCGAAUGCGAUGCUAGGUCUAAAUUUAGAACUAUUGAUGGUAGCUGCAAUAAUCUUGAACACCCACUCUGGGGAAUGGCUGAAACUCCUUUAGUAAGAUUUAUGCCAUCUGCCUAUGAAGAUGGUAGAGGAGCACCUCGAAGUCGAGGUAAAUCUGGGAGACUAUUGCCGAAGCCAAGGGAAAUAAGACUAAAAAUCCACGAGAAAAGUCUCCCUAAGCAUCAGCUGGAAAAUAUCAAUCAUUUUGGAAUGUCGUUUGGACAGUUCCUUAGUCAUGACAUGUUAGAAAAUAUAAAAUCAGAAACACCUGAUGGUGAGGACCUGGAAUGCUGUGGAAUACACAAAGAUGACCCAAACUGUAUCAUGCCUAUUGAUGUACAUCCUAAUGAUCUGUUUUUUGGACAGUUUGGUGUGACUUGUCUAAAUUUUGCUAGAUCUUUCCCUAGCCCUGACCUGCAUUGUAAUUAUGAUACCCGACAACAGAUUACGGAAUAUACCAUGCCUAUUGAUGUCUCCUCAACCUACGGUUCUAAUGUUGAAGAAUAUGAAGGCCUUCGGGAAAACUCUUCAGGGCUACUAAGAGUGCAAGACCAUCCUGUUGAUAUGUUGGAAUUAAUGCCUGUGGAUCCAGAGGGUGGGGAAGAUUGCCAGCCUAAGAGAUUCCAGUGUUUCCUUUCUGGUGAUGGACGUGUAAACCAAAACGCUGGACUAAUCAUGCAACAUACUGCAUGGUUAAGGGAACAUAAUCGAAUAGCCAGAAUACUAGAAGACUUAAACCCCCAUUGGGAUGACGAAAGAUUAUUUCAGGAAGCAAGACGAAUUGUUGGUGCUCAGUUUCAACACAUUACUUACAAUGAAUACUUACCCGUCAUCCUUGGCCCAGAAAUUAUGGAACACUUCGACCUCAACCCAAUGCCACCUGGAGAGUAUUUUAAAGGCUAUGACCCAAAGGUGAUGUUGAUGAUAAGAGCCGGCUUUAUGGUGGCUGCCUUUCGUUUUGGACAUAGCAUGAUAAAUGACAAUUUUGGGUUCAGAAAAUCAGACGGAAGUAACGAAAGGAUUCCUCUGAGAAAAUUGUUGAAUAAUCCAGACGAUAUAUAUAGAGAAGAGGGGUUUGAGAGAAUUGUGAGGGGCUUAUAUGAUGAGCAUUCACAAAGUGUUGACAGAUUCAAGACAGAGGAAGUAAGCAAUCAUUUGUUUGAAGAACAUGGUAAACCAGGAACCGGAAAUGACCUCAUCUCAACUAAUAUCAACAGAGGGCGUGACCACGGCGUUCCUGGUUACAUGGAGUACAGGAGAAUGUGCAAGUUGCCCACAUCAGAUAGUUUCUGUGGCCUCACUGAUCACACAAAAGAUGUGAUUAAUCUUCUUAAGAAUGUAUAUGAACAUGUAGAAGAUAUUGACCUAUUUACUGGUGGGGUGACAGAAGAACCACUUCCGGGGGCUGUUGUUGGCCCAACAUUUGCCUGUAUUAUUGGACUUCAAUUCAAAGCUCUAAAGUUUGGUGACCGCUUUUAUUAUGAAAAUAAUGAAGAAAACACAAAAUUUACGAUUGAGCAACUUAAUGAAAUCAAGAACGUAACACUUGCUCAAGUCCUUUGCAGAAAUUCAAACAUAGGAAAAGUUCAAGUAGAUGUUUUCAAACAUAGAUCAGCUGAAGUGAAUUGUUCAUCCAUCGAAACAGACAUUGAUUUUAGUUUUUGGAAAGAUACAUUCAUACCUCAGAACUGA